AUGCACUUUGCAAAAUUAACGAUCAUGUUAGCCUUCGCUUGCGGGGUUUUAAGCGCACAAGAAAACCAAUUUCUACGAUUUGAUUGUGGUCCCGAAAAAUCCAAAGGGGCAUGCAGGGUUCAAGAAGACCCCUCCAAGUCAUCAUUAACACUGAUUUCAAAGCCUGCAAGAGCAGUUGACACAAAACGUCGCAUAUAUGAGUGCCUUAAGGACGAAUACACAACUAUUUAUUGCUGUCCCCCAAAUGUUGUCAUAAAUAAAAGCACUAUAUUGCCUGACAUUGGUUGCGAUGUUGCCGCCCAUUGA
Messenger RNA from Puccinia graminis f. sp. tritici CRL 75-36-700-3, 306 nucleotides. RefSeq lists its product as uncharacterized. The coding region runs from base 1 to 306 and encodes 101 amino acids. The transcript is spliced from 3 exons. NCBI's taxonomy places the organism in Eukaryota, Fungi, Basidiomycota, Pucciniomycetes, Pucciniales, Pucciniaceae. The record is from RefSeq and is a predicted model, not a curated record.